CAUAUCUUCUUGAUGGCCAUUUUUAUCUAUAUAAUCAUUUUCGUCCUAUAGCUUAUACAUUAACCCAGCUAUUUCAAGAAGUUACGCCAUAUAUUAAUAACUUUGUUUCUAUCUCUGAAAAAGAAAUACAUGCUGGAUUAUAUAGAGAGUAUGGAGAAUUAGUAACUCUUCUUAAUACCAAUAUUAUCUUACAAGAAGCAGCAAAAGAACUACAUCCGCAUGAUAGUAGAAUGUUAUCAGAUGUUGAACAAGAAGUUAAUGAUGAAGAAACUAAUUAUUUAUCUGGUAGUGAAAACCCAGAUAAUUUUGAGGAAAGUUUUGAUAAACUUACCAAUCAAUUCCUGCCUCUGGGUCAAUUAGCACCUAAUGAAAAAUUAAAGGAAAUUCCAGAACUUAUU
This is a messenger RNA of Dentiscutata erythropus, 398 nucleotides long. The record is from the annotation of a GenBank genome assembly. Lineage: Eukaryota; Fungi; Glomeromycota; Glomeromycetes; Diversisporales; Gigasporaceae.